CAGGCUUCAGUCGCCGAUCAGUCACGGACCAGUCAGUCGGCCGCACGGUCACUCCUAACAGUGCUCCCGUCCCGGACUGAAGACUUGCUAAAACAGUGCAUCAAUUGGUGAGACGCGAUGAAGGGUCGGCUACUACUGCUGGCGCUGCUGGUUGCGGUCAUCUGCACCGCGGAUGCUGAGAAACAUCGUCGUCGUCACAAACGACUGCGUAAAGUGACCACGACCACGGAGAGGACGGACGACGCGCUGGACGCUGUGGUAGACCCCGAGGACCCGGAGGCAGAGCACAUCGAGCUCGGCAAGAGCGAGAGUCUCGAUGAAAAGAAAUUCCAGGAAUCUGAAAGGGCGCGUGUACUCGAGCUGCUGAACGAAAUCGCACGCCACAGCGACCCUGACUCGGAAAAAUACCUCGAUGAUCCGUGCCUGAAGGUGCACUGCAGCGCGGGCCGCGUGUGCGAGAUAGACGAGCAUGGGCAGGCCGUCUGCAGCUGCAUCAAGGAGUGCCCCGACGAGACUGACCAGCGCAGGAAGGUGUGCACCAACUACAACGAGACGUGGUCGUCGGACUGCGAGGUGUACCGCGAGCGGUGUCUGUGCCUCGACAACUCGGAGCUGUGCCGCGGGCCCCAGUACCACCACGUGCAGAUCGAGUACUACGGCACCUGCAGACUCAUGCCGGAAUGCGGCGAAAACGAGAUGUCAGACUUCCCGCGGCGCAUGCGCGACUGGCUCUUCAACAUAAUGCGCGACAUGGCCGAGCGCAGCGAGCUCAACGACCACUACCUGCAGAUGGAGCGAGAAGCGGAGUCUAACCUCACGCGCCGCUGGACCAAUGCCGCCAUCUGGAAGUGGUGCGACCUGGACGCCCACGACAACGACAGAUACGUGUCUCGCCACGAGCUGUUCCCAAUCCGGGCGCCGCUGAUGGCCCUGGAGCACUGCAUCGCGCCGUUCCUGGAGCUCUGCGACGCUGACGAUGACCACCGCAUCACGCUCGCUGAGUGGGGCAAGUGCCUCGAGCUGGACGAGUCGGAGCUAGAGGAUCGAUGUGACGAGUUCGUCGACGAUGGAAAGGUGUAAAGCUGCACUCCGCCCGGGCCGACGUUCGACCCGGGUCGGGCCAGAUCGGUCCAGCUCGGUCCGGCUCGGCUCAGAUCGGCCCGGCUCGGUCCAGCUCGGCAUGGUCCGGUUACUACUCACACUGCCGUUACUUUGUAAUUCACUUAUUAAUUAAAUAUCCAGUUUUAGUGUUAGAUCAAUAUAAAUGUAUUAUUCUCACCUCUUCUCCUCUCAUCUCCCACUUAUAGGCCAGUGUAACCGCACGGUUGGAAUGGCCGUUAGUGGAGUUCACUCUCAAAAUCAUGGCAUAAAAUCCUAAUUUCAUUUUUCUGUUUUCGGAUCUUAGAAUAAAGUUAUUUUAUUGUACCACAUAAGUGCCUAACACCUGAGCUAAACUAGAAGUAGGAUUAAUUAAAAAAAAAACACGAUUAAAAUGUUUUUAAUAUUUUUUUUACUUGCAACACUAUAUGAACGGUGUAAGUACUUAAGUUGCUUAGAGCUGCAAAUGGUAGAAUCUUGUACCAUUAUAAGAGAUGUGAAUAUUAAAGACGAGAGUUACAGGCGUUAUAUGAUAAUGUUGCCAUUAAAAAAAUUAUGUACAUGAAUAUGUGUAUUAUGUAUAACAUAAUCUAUAUAUUACCAGUUUAUUACAUCUGUUUUAAUUUACAAUAAUAGCUACAGAGACAAAGAGAUAAUAACUAUAAAGCUAUAUGAGCCGCGGUUUAGUUUUAAAAUGCAUUUUUUCUUUGACUUAUUACUUAA
This is a messenger RNA of Achroia grisella, 1821 nucleotides long. It is a transcript of the gene SPARC, whose product is annotated as SPARC. Gene Ontology annotation, molecular function: extracellular matrix binding; collagen binding; calcium ion binding. Lineage: Eukaryota; Metazoa; Arthropoda; Insecta; Lepidoptera; Pyralidae. The transcript is spliced from 9 exons. The record is from RefSeq and is a predicted model, not a curated record. The coding region runs from base 118 to 1080 and encodes 320 amino acids. Gene Ontology annotation, biological process: anatomical structure development.